Aphanomyces astaci is the source of this 1414-nucleotide messenger RNA. RefSeq lists its product as hypothetical. NCBI's taxonomy places the organism in Eukaryota, Oomycota, Saprolegniomycetes, Saprolegniales, Verrucalvaceae. Gene Ontology annotation, cellular component: nucleus. The transcript has a single exon. Bases 11 to 1351 code for a protein of 446 amino acids. Gene Ontology annotation, molecular function: peptidyl-prolyl cis-trans isomerase activity; RNA binding. The record is from RefSeq and is a predicted model, not a curated record. Gene Ontology annotation, biological process: protein peptidyl-prolyl isomerization.
GCGCAAGGUCAUGUCGGUGUUGCUGCAGACGUCGCUGGGGGAAGUGGUCGUGGACCUGCUGAUCAAGGAAGCGCCGCGCACGUGCCUCAACUUUCUCAAGCUAUGCAAGAUCAAGUACUACAACAACGUGUUGUUCUUCAACGUGCAGGAGAACCUCUUGGUACAGAGUGGCGAUCCGACUGGCACGGGUGGCGGCGGCGACUCGAUUUGGCAUGUUUUGGACCCAAAGGCUUCGCGAGCGUUCCCAGACGAGUUGGCUGUGAAGCCGAGCUUGAAUAAGGGGUGCUUAUGCAUGGCCAACACGGGCCCGGACACGAACACGAGCCAGUUCUUCGUGACGAUGCGGGACGACGACCUCGAGCACCUCGUCAAGCACACUGUGUUCGGGCAUGUCGUCGAAGGGCUGGACAUUUUACAGAAAAUCUCCGAGUUGUACGCCGACGACAAGGGUCGUCCAUACCAGGACUGCCGUAUUCUUCACACGUUCGUGUUGGAAGACCCGUUCCCGGACCCGAAGGGUCUCGUGGAGCCGCCGUCAUCGCCAGUGGCCGACCGACCCGCUUCGGAAGUGGCCGAAAUCCGACUGAGCGUGCUGGACAAUCUAGACGACAACGACGGCAAGACGGAAGAGGAGCUGCUGGCCAUGCAGCGCGAGCGCGAAGCCAAGUCCCGCGGCGUGUUCCUCGAAGUCGUCGGCGAUAUUCCCGACGCCGACGUCAAGCCCCCCGAGGAGGUGCUGUUUGUGUGCAAACUGAACCCCGUCACAAGCGCCGAGGACCUCGAGCUCAUCUUUUCGCGCUUUGGCCCGUGCACCGCCCACAUCAUCCUCGAUUACAAGACUGGAGACAGCCUCUGCUUUGGCUUUGUUGAGUUUACAGACAAGGAGCACUGCGUGGAAGCGUUCUUCAAGAUGAACAACGUGCUGAUCGACGACCGCCGGAUUAAAGUCAACUUUUGCCAGUCCGUGUCCAAGCUCUGGAACAAGUUUCAGCGCAAAGACGGCAAGAUUUCCGCCGCCGACGGGGGCGACGACCCGACGCACUCCCGACGCGGGGAUCGGCGCCACCAGAACCCCUCGUCCCGGCAUGUGGUCUUGAAACCCCAACGUCCGCCGUCGUCGUUUCAGCUGGUGGAGGAGGCCGAAGCCAAAGAUGGGAAACGCAGACAGCGAUCCCGUAGUCAGGACGACACACGUCGGCACCACCGUCGAUCACAUGACCGGCCAACGUCACGACAUUAUAGGGAUGAAAGCAGCUCGAAGCGGCCCAAGAACAAGGACGACCGAUCGCCUCCUCGUCGGCGUCGCUCGAGGUCCAGAGAUGAUGCCAAAGACUCCCGUCGUCGACGUUGAUGAGUGGAUCCACGUGGAUAGUUAAAGUAACAACUUGUUAACGUGGAAGGAGCUACACAUAUC